UCACAUCAGCACAGCACCACAGCAACAGAAGCAGCAGCAUCAGUCGAGAUGUCACUGAUAAUAUCAGCAGCAGCAGAAGGCGGCGACCAAGGCGGCGACACCAAUAACAAGAGGCACACUAAGGCACACACAGCAGACAGCAGGCACCACCAUGGCCGCAUGGCUCAGUGCCGCCGUGAGCGCCGUCUGGCGGGGCAUCUUCGGCCCGGCGCCCAUUCAAGAGGUGUGGGUGGAUCGUGACACGCCGCUCGGUAUGGGGCCCUGCUUCCCCAAACCCCACUUCACGGCCACCCGCAUCCUUGGCAAGGGCGUUGAGGCGGCGGCCUUCCUGGCACAGCGCCACGAGGACGGUCAGAUGCGGGCGCUGCGGAAGAUGGCCAACAAGAAACGGUGGGUGGACCCGUUGUGGGGGGGGUCGUAUUGGAUAGACGAGUUCAAGAGCGUGGAGAGGGCUAUGGGCAUCUGCACCCACCUGCAGGGACUCGACAACGUCGUGCAAUGCCACGGGGUGAGCAGGGACAUCCAUGAACAGAUGAGAACGGACAGAUCUACAUAAUCAAUCAUCUACCUUGUCUGUCUGUCUGCACGUCUGUCUGAUGGUGUGUGUCUUGUUUGUUUGUCUGUGUGUAGGUGUACCACAUGGCUGGCGCGUCCUUUUUCGACCUCGAGUACCUGGCGGGGGGCUCGAUGUAUGACCGCUGCGCUGGCCCGUCGGCCAUCUACGCCGACCACUACGGGCGCAGCACGGUCACCGAGACCCUCGCCAGGGACUGGACGCAGCAGCUGCUCAACGCCAACAGGGGCCUGAUCUCGCGUGGCGUUUAUCACGGGUACAUAUGCACCCUCCCUCCCAUGAGAGUCUCUCUGCGCAUUUGGGAUGUUUGGUCGCCGUGUUUGCAGGGAUUUCCAUGCCAGCAACGUGAUGUUUGAGCGGCCCGACGGCAACCAGCUAAAGAUGAUAGACUUCGGCCACGCCCUCCUCUUCGACCCCAAAAAUGUACAUACACGUGCAGUGACCGACUGCAUAGCUGAGCAUAUCGCCACACAUGUCUUUCUGCGUCUGAUGUCUACACAGGGCAAUACGAUGGUGGGCAACUCGGCCAACAUCGUCGGCUGGCCUUUCAUCCACGCCCCCGAGGUAUGUGAACGCAAUGGGUGUGCAAUUCGACACUAGGCCCCAUCAAUACACAUACGUAUAUAUUGUGUUGCGUUGGUUGAUGUGCAGACAAGGGUGCCCCAUGCCGUGUUUGAUGCCGACAAAGCGACGGUGUUUGCCAUAGGGUCAGCUUGCACUCUCUCGCUGCGACAGAUUCAUUGGUGUGUCUACUUGGCGCGCUUGCAGGCGUCUGAUGCGCCUCAUGCUGUGCUGGGGCUGGGAGAACAUCCGUGACAGCUCGGACUACGCCCCGGUAGGUAGUUGGAAUCCUCCGUAAAUGAUGUCUCUCUUGUGAGCAUAUGAAUGUGUGGUGUGUGUGUCUGUUCGUGUCACGUCAGGACGUGUUUGGUCGCGGCGACCUCUCCCGCGACUGCAUAGAGUUGCUGGAGGCCAUGACGGCGGCGGACCCCAACAACCGUCCCACACUCGCAGACUGCGCAAACCACAAAUGGUAAUUGACCAGAGAGGUGGCCAGAUAGAUGGCGAACACACACACACCUCACACACCUCACACACCUCGCGCACUUCGAAUGUCUCUCUGCGUGUUGGUCAGGUCCCACCCACACCGCCCUGCCCGAAAGAGCAAGUGCUGCUGCUGAGGCAAAGGCUAGCACUCCCGAGGGAAUGGCUUGCCACACAGAGACCCUGCAGUGUCCUCAGGAUGGGGCUGUUCUG
This is a messenger RNA of Vitrella brassicaformis, 1831 nucleotides long. Lineage: Eukaryota; Vitrellaceae. The record is from the annotation of a GenBank genome assembly.